CUGAGAUUCUACAGAGAUUUUACACGUGCAAGAUAAAAUAAGUCUUGUUCGAGCAAUCAUACCUGUUACUUACGGUAAACUAGCAACCGAAUUCAUCCUGAAGUUGAGAGUACAACAGCAAAUUUUUCAACAAUUGGUAUUGUGAUUUUUUUUCUAGAAAUUUAAUAAUGUUAAUCUAUUAACAUUUAAGCAAGAACUCACUACGAUGUCAUCAUAUGUGAGAAAAUUGUGCAUGUUUAUGUAUUCUAAAGAAGAAAUAAUUAAUAAUAUACAUAGACCGGAUAGUGAUCGUGUACGUUUAGUUACAGAAGCAACGAAACGAGCGUUUCGUUUGAAUGAGAAUACAUAUGCGACCUUCAUUAGUCAAAUAAAUGAAGCGAAACGUCAAUUAAAAUCUGAUGUUGAAAGAAAUAGGGUGAUGAAAUAUAAACAUGGUGGUGAUGGUGUUGGUGAACAUAGAGAUGAUAAUAGUGAUAUGAAUGAACAGGUAGGAAUGGAUAUCCGGGGUUUGUAA
Molecule: messenger RNA, 514 nt
Organism: Didymodactylos carnosus
Lineage: Eukaryota; Metazoa; Rotifera; Eurotatoria; Philodinida; Philodinidae
Source: the annotation of a GenBank genome assembly